Molecule: messenger RNA, 1504 nt
Organism: Sander lucioperca (pikeperch)
Lineage: Eukaryota; Metazoa; Chordata; Actinopteri; Perciformes; Percidae
Product: caspase-8-like
Exons: 6
Coding region: 126-1298 (390 amino acids)
Biological process (GO): proteolysis; regulation of apoptotic process; apoptotic process
Cellular component (GO): cytoplasm
Molecular function (GO): death effector domain binding
Source: RefSeq, a predicted model, not a curated record
GUUCAGGUAAGGACCAACGCCUUCUAAGCGAUCUCUGACCUCCGAGUUUUGAAAACGAAAGCAGCCCUGCUACUGUUACGCGCCACGAGGACAGGGUAUUCACAUUUCUCUUUGUCAGAUUCAGCAUGUCAGCCAAAGACACGGUGAGACGUAAUAAGACAGCCAUUCAGACGACUCUAUGUGGAGACCACAGGCUUAUCCUCAACAAAGUUCAUGAAAAAAAACUGAUAACUACGCGGGAGUACAACAACCUUAAAAGCAUAAACAAAGAAGAUGUAGAGGGCCACGUCGUUGAGCUCGUUGAUAAGAUCAUGAACAAAGGAGAGGACACCUGCAACGCCUUCCUGAAACUGCUGCAAACCGAUGAGGACAUUAAAACGACUUACCCUGAGCUGGAGAACAUACACUUGAAUAAAACCUGCCUUUUAAAUACGCCUGUUCAAGAGCGUUCAUCUGUCGACGGAGAUGUUCUUCCACAAGAAAGCAAGAGGCGAAAGGAGCAGUAUGAGUUGAACAGCCAGCCUAGCGGCCUCUGUGUGAUCAUAAACAACGAGAAUUUCCCGGAUGAAGCAAGAAAUGGAACCAACAAAGAUGCUGAAAGUUUGGCAGAGGUGUUCAGCUGGCUGGGGUUCAGAGUGCUGAUGUGUAAAGACCAAACCAAGGACCAGAUGGAUCGCGCACUGAAAUGCUUUGCUUCUCAGAGCAACCUCGCUCAGCUGCAGGAGUUCAAUGUCACGGAGUGGUCUGGCAGCGGAUUCACUGAUCUUCAAGAGGCUCCUAAGCAUGGCGAUGCCUUCAUCUGCUGUAUUCUGAGUCACGGAAGGAAGGGUGAAGUCCUAGGGAUUGAUCUGCAGCCCCUCUCCAUUAAACAAAUAAAAAGAACUUUCAAGGCAACCAACCAAUCAACCCUCACUGGCAAGCCCAAAGUGUUUCUGAUCCAGGCCUGCCAGGGAGGGCAGAUACAGCGUGGAGUGUUAGAACCAUGUCUGCAGACUGAUGAUGAUUCUCACUCUCCAUUCAUCCCUGAGGAAGCUGAUGUUCUGGUUGCCAUUGCCACUGUCGAAGAUCAUCUAUCAUUCAGACACAUGACAAAUGGGAGCUGGUUCAUCCAAUCCGUGUGUCAGCAGCUAAAGGAGGGCUGUCCAAGGAGUGAAGACAUUACCACCAUCCUCCACCGCGUGAAUAAUGAAGUAGCCCAGAAAGAGGGCUGCACACUGAAGCCUGGUGCAGCAAAGCAGAUGCCUGAAAUUAGGUCCACCUUAAGGAAGAGCCUUGUGUUGUCUCCACAUCACAAAUGAAGCUUAAUCACCAAAAAAAAUCAUGCAUACACAUGUACUUUAUGUCUUAAUUAAGGGUGUAUAAUUAACUCAGGGUAAGGGUUUUCUUAAAAUGUACUCAAUCUUUUUUUAGUAUUCUAAAUCUUAUAUUUUUAAAUCAUCACAUUGAAUCAUUGUCUUUUUUAUUGUCACAGAUUUGUGUCACAAAAUAAACUUUUUGAUCAUCA